CUCCUGUUCUUGUGGGCCAGUCACUCUUGAGAGCACUCAGAGCACCUUCUCUCUCUCUCUCUCUCUCUCUGUUCCUCUCUCUCUCUUGAUUUGCUGCAACCACUUUUCCUGCUUUAGAUCAACAUCCCUUCGUCAGAACCAUCUCUCUCUUAUUCUCAACGAGGCUCUAAAAAUCAGCUCUAGAAGGAAAUGGCUUCCAAACACAAGAUGGGCUACAAGUGUCGGAUAGCAGGAGUGAUGCUUCUCCUCUUGACCAGCAUCGCUGCCCUCGUUGCUGUUGCUGUUAUCCAGGACACUUGGAGGUUUUUAGAAUACAGCAAAGAGUACGGCAUAGUGAUAGACGCUGGCUCAUCUCGUUCCAAUGUAUACCUGUAUGAAUGGCCAGGAGCGAAGGAGAACGAAACAGGAAUAGUGACUGAAACAUUAAACUGUAAAGUUGAUGGUAAUGCCAUCUCCGACAUGAAGGUUAUCCCCGAGAUCGAAGAAAAGACAAUGGCAGGAUUUAGGAAAUGCAUGGACAUCGUCACUAAAACCAUUCCUCCAACAAAACACAACAGUACGCGCCUGUUUCUCGGAGCUACAGCUGGAAUGAGACUCCUGCAAAUGAAAGAUGCACAGAGGGCCAAUGACGUCCUGGUAAAACUCAGACAAUACCUGAGUUCCCUCCCCUUCAUGUUUCAAAAUGCUUCAGUCAUCACUGGGCAGGAAGAAGGGCUUUAUGGCUGGAUCACUGUCAACUACCUAAAGGGAAACUUGGUAGAGAAAAACGUGUGGAACGCAUACGUACGGCCGCAGGGAGCAAAGACUGUCGGCUCCAUGGAUCUUGGAGGAGCAUCAACACAGAUUGCCUUUGCGGUCCAGGAUGAUCUCAAGGGAGCAGACUACCUGCGUGUCAAACUGUAUGGCUACCCUUACAAUGUCUACACACACAGUUUCCUCUGCUAUGGCAAAAAUGAAGCUGGGAAGUUGGUUCUGGAGAAAGAAGUGCAGCAAUCAUCUAACCCCAAAAACAUAACAAACCCCUGCUAUCCUAAAGGUUUCAAUACUUCCAAAAAGGCAUCAUCAAUUUUUGAGUCACAGUGUACAAAGAAACCGCAAAACUACGACCCCAAUCAAGAGCUGAUCUUCUUUGGUGGUGGCGACUCAGACGGCUGUGGGAAAGUAGUGAAAUCCAUAUUUGAUUUCAAGACCUGCUCCUCGUCUCAGUGUUCCUUCAACGGGGUGGAGCAGCCACCAGUCACCGGAGAUUUCCUGGCAUACGCUGGAUUCUUCUGGACUGCCCUGGCUCUGCAGUUGAAUGGCACAUCAAACAUUAAUCACUUCAACACCUCAGUUAGGAACUUCUGCCACAAAAACUGGGCAACGCUGAACGCACAAAAGAACGUCAAAUUCAUCGAGACCCACUGUUACGCAGGUCAUUACGUCUUUACUUUGCUGGCGGAUGGAUACAAAUUCGACACAGACACCUGGAAAAACAUUAACUUUCAACAACAGGUAAAGAAAACUAAUAUAGGCUGGAGUUUGGGCUACAUGCUGAGUAUGUCCAACAUGAUUCCUUCCGAAGUGAAGAAAAUCCCUCCUAUGUCAAACCCCGUGUUUGCCGGCCUCAUCUUUCUAUUUUCGGCGCUAACAAUUAUGACUGUCGUCUUAGUUUUCAUCAUCUUCAUUCGCACCUGCUACUGAGAACGUAGGUUACAGAGGAAAUCACUGGCUAUUGAAAAGCCUGGGAACUGCUGUAAUUCUGCAAGAGGUUCGGAGAAUCCUACAGUUGCAUGUGCCAAGACGCCUGGACUGGACGUUAACAAUCAAAUGUGUUAUUAUUCAGGUUGAGACAUGAACUAGCUUUUAGUUUAAAAAAACAAACAAAACUGAAGAGCCUCAAAAUCAAUGCAGUACGUUGUGCUGGCAUCUUUGAGGGUUUUAGCUUCAGAUAAAAUAUGUAAAAGCAGCUUUAAAAAGCAUUAGACCACUCUUCAUUCUCUACCUCAGGGAAUCUUACAAAAAUUAAUGUACUUUUUUUAAAAUUUAGUUGACUGCGCUCAACAAAAUAGCGUUUAGUGUUUGUCUAAAUGGCACAAAAAUAUAAGAGCAUCCAUCAGUCUCCAUGUGCUUGUUCUUGUUGUGCAAUUCCCAAAAUGAGUCGAACGCCCGCUUUAGACCAGAGCAUGAGUUACUGUUUCUUUCCCUGCAUUUUACAUGUUAUAGCACUGAAAAUGGUAGCAAAUUGUUGUACUGUAGCUUUAAUGUAUUGUUUUAUAUUGUGUAUGGUCUUGCCAAACUUUAAGCGGACAACUAUAGCUUUUUUUGAAUUAACAUUUCCUUAAUAAAUGAUGCCGUUGUCUUAUUAUUUUCAUAUCAGUUUAAAAUUAUUUACAUACAACCUACUUAACUAAUUUGGUCAUCACAGAAAGUCAUUCAGUGCUACAGCAGUUCUACGUGCUUCUCUUGAUUGAACUAAAUGCAUCAUAGUCGUAUAUUGCUGCAGUGAGUUAUAAAAGGCUUGCAUUCUGAGCAAAGUAUUGUUGGAUAGUUGUACACAAGUGGUUCAUUCAGUUGUAUAAAUGGAGCAGUUGGGAAAAGAAAAAUUAAGCCCUGUUAGCAAUGACAAUCCAUUAGUGGUGAAGCACAUGGAUGGAUUGAUGGACUUGAAGCAGAGACACUGUUUUUACAUCCUGCUGAUUCAGCUGGUAGAUGAAACUGGCAACUGUUACAAAGUAAUAUUUUGGUACUUUCCUGGUUAUUUAUUAUUUCUUUAUAAAGAAAAGAUGAAUAAAAAUAAAGAUUUCAUGACAGUAAUUUGUUCACAGGAACAGCAAGUAUGAUGUAUGACUAAACUGCAUGAAUAAAACUCUCUCUUGACA
Molecule: messenger RNA, 2861 nt
Organism: Haplochromis burtoni (Burton's mouthbrooder)
Lineage: Eukaryota; Metazoa; Chordata; Actinopteri; Cichliformes; Cichlidae
Gene: entpd3
Product: ectonucleoside triphosphate diphosphohydrolase 3
Exons: 10
Coding region: 190-1683 (497 amino acids)
Biological process (GO): nucleoside diphosphate catabolic process
Cellular component (GO): plasma membrane
Molecular function (GO): UDP phosphatase activity; GDP phosphatase activity
Source: RefSeq, a predicted model, not a curated record